Hermetia illucens (black soldier fly) is the source of this 653-nucleotide messenger RNA. RefSeq names its product protein C19orf12 homolog. The transcript has 3 exons. NCBI's taxonomy places the organism in Eukaryota, Metazoa, Arthropoda, Insecta, Diptera, Stratiomyidae. The coding region runs from base 52 to 549 and encodes 165 amino acids. The record is from RefSeq and is a predicted model, not a curated record.
UAUUGCGUUUCAUUAAUUCGUUAUUAUCUUCACUUUUAUAAAUAAAUAACAAUGUUGUUUAUCAAAUACAAGCGGUUCGACUCUGGGAAUCCAUAUCGAUGGCAGCUCUGCAAUGAUGCGGUGGUUAAAUUAAAAAAGAUGGCUGAUGUCGAAAGGCUUGUCACUGCUUUAGCUGUUGUUGUGGAUAAUGAAAAUUUGCGUAUAGUAGUGAACCAAUCGACCAUGGGCGCAGCAGUAACUGGAGCCGCAACUAUUUUGGGCGGAUUGAUUGGUGGACGGCUCGGGCUAAUUGUAGGUGGUGCAAUCGGGGCAGCAGCUGCAGGUGCAAUCGCUGGUGAUUUCCGGACUGUUGGUGAUAUUAUUCAAAAUUACCUUACGGACCGACAACGUGAAGUACUGGCCCUAAGUGUAAUGGGCGUCGUAGGGAUCACUGCCGUAGGGGCUCUAAUGGAACGGCUGAGAAUUGAUCCUCAGUUGAGGUCUGUAGUCUUGCAAGAAAUAAGGGAUUUCUUUGAACGCAACACGAAUCUACAACUAGUUGAGGUGUAAACACAGAAAAUGUGCUUACUGAACUGUAAAUUCCAAUCUAUACAUAUAUGCAUAUGAUGUUAGUGGGAAAUACAUUUUUACAUGGUUAUUUAGGUGCAAAAGCA